Astyanax mexicanus (Mexican tetra) is the source of this 4581-nucleotide messenger RNA. It is a transcript of the gene foxo6a, whose product is annotated as forkhead box O6 a. The transcript has 2 exons. The record is from RefSeq and is a predicted model, not a curated record. Lineage: Eukaryota; Metazoa; Chordata; Actinopteri; Characiformes; Acestrorhamphidae. Gene Ontology annotation, molecular function: DNA-binding transcription factor activity, RNA polymerase II-specific; RNA polymerase II cis-regulatory region sequence-specific DNA binding. The coding region runs from base 1048 to 3042 and encodes 664 amino acids. Gene Ontology annotation, biological process: regulation of transcription by RNA polymerase II. Gene Ontology annotation, cellular component: nucleus.
GAGAGAGAGAGAGAGAGCUGGAGACAGAGAAAGCGAUAGAGAGAGAAAGAGAGAGAGAGAGAAAGAGAGAGAGAGAGCGAGGAGCCGGGCGAGCUGCAGGUGGAGAGAUGGAUCAUCAGAUGCGCCAUGCAAAGUGAGCAAGGUGUGAAGGACACGUUUGGGCGGAUUUCUCUGGACUCCAGCCUCUGAGCUUCUCAACACACACACAUUUAUAUAUUUACACACACACAUAUACACACACACACACCAGCAGACCGGCAAGGACCGAGUGACUGCGCAGCACCUCACUGUGCUCUCCGGCUUUUCUUCUUCUUCUUCCUCUAAUAAAAGGAUUUUGCGCCUUUUUUGUGGAGCUACAAUAACAGCAAGCUUGGACGAGUAGUUGUGUUCUAUCCACUUUUGACGUUUUCCCUCGCAGAGAUGGGAGUUUUCCCAGCCCAGGCAGCAGCAGCAGUACACGGCAUGCUGCUGGGGGGCUAGGCUGAGAUAUCAUCUGUUGCUGCAGCCCACUACACCAAGAGCGCGCGCGUGAAGAGUCUGAAUCAACCCCACUCAAGCUCUCUUCUCUCUGUUUGGAUCCACAAUGCUUGGGGCAUGUCUUCUUCUUCAUCAUUAUCUUUAUCUUGACUGUUUGAUCUGACCACAGAUGGAGUGGCCGGUAUCUUGAUGGGAUCAUGGGAUGCAGUGGUCAUUUUUCUUUUUUGCCAUGCUGUGGAUUGUGAAGAUCCCAAGCUUCAUCAUGAUCUGCUGUGAUAUUUGCUGUGAUAUUAUUGAUUAAAAAAGAAGAGAUAAACACAUACACACACACACACACUCACUCUGACAACACAACACAACACAUAGCUUGGACAGGUAAGCCCCUGUUUAUUUAUUGUUUUCUCUUUUGAGAAGAAAGAAAGAAUAAAAUAAAAAGAGAGAGAAAGCCAGAAAGAGAGGAAGAGAGGGGGCACCUCCAAAAUCAUCCCUCCCACCCCUCUCUAACACCGGCAUUAUCCCACCCCUCUUGACUUCUUGCCCAGCACACCCCUCUUCCUGAAGCCCACCCAAAUGAUGAUGAUGAUGGAAGAGGACGAGCUUGAGGCUCAUCAGGUUGAUGCUGACCCAGACCUGGAGCCCCAAAGCCGGCCCCGAUCCUGCACCUGGCCCCUGCCCCGUCCAGACCCCUUUCCCGAGAAUGGAGAGCUUCUGGUCAAAGCAGAGCCCGAUAGUGUAUCGUCCUGCCGAGAAGCGCUGCCCUGCUCUGCGCCCGGGCUGGACGUGGCCGGACAGUUGCGCAAAGCCAAGUCGUCCCGGCGCAACGCAUGGGGCAACCUGUCAUACGCAGACCUGAUCACGCGUGCCAUUGAGAGCACACCUGAGAAGAGGCUCACCCUAUCUCAGAUCUAUGACUGGAUGGUCCGCUACGUCCCUUAUUUCAAGGAUAAAGGAGACAGCAACAGCUCAGCUGGAUGGAAGAACUCCAUUCGGCAUAAUCUGUCCCUUCAUACCCGCUUCAUCCGUGUGCAGAAUGAAGGCACAGGAAAGAGCUCCUGGUGGAUGCUGAAUCCUGACGGAGGAAAAGCAGGCAAAGCACCCCGGCGAAGGGCUGUCUCUAUGGACAACAGCACUAAGUAUCUAAAGAGCAAAGGUCGAGUGAAUCGCAAGAAGAUAGGCGGAAGAGCAGGAUUGGCCUCUGUGACCCGAGUGAGUUUUCAUGGUUCCCCAGAGCAGACAAGCCCAACGGGGAAGCCUGGGACAGGAGCAACAGGUGUGGGGGAGGAUUUUGAGACGUGGACUGACCUCCAUUCUCGAGCCAGCUCUGCAGCUUCCACACUAAGUGGUCGUUUGUCCCCUAUUAUGGCAGAAGGGGAGCUGGAGAACCCAGAGGAAGGAAGACUGUCCUGCUCUACGUCACCACACCUCUACCCUAGUCCCUCCAGCACUCGUUCCCCUGCAGCACACUGCACUCCGGUGGAACUGCCACAGCUAGCAGAUCUCACUGGAGCAAUCAGCCUGGAAGAAGGGUACCACCACCAUCAGCCCACACGCCACAAGCGCCCAACCUACCACUACAACAGUGGAUCUAAGGCCCAGGGAUCCUACUGUGGCCCUGUGUACAGCCAGCCAGGUGUGGGCAUGCUGCGCCAUCACUCACCCUUGCAGACCAUCCAGGAAAACAAGGCUGCCAGCUUUUCCGGCAACUUGCAGACCUAUUCAGGCACAAAUGCCUUGCAGAGUCUACUUACGGGAGGCCAACAGUACUGUGCCAAGGACUUGAUGAUUGGCCAAGAGCACGAGGCCAUGAUGGUUCCUCCUAGCAACGGAACCCGUGGCCACCAUCAUGGCCACAACAACCACAAUGGCACACACAAUCACAACCCUGCUCACAGCCACAACGGCACCCACAGUCACAACCAACCACACAGCCACAUCUCUGCUUCGAAUGCAGCUGCCAAUCCUGCUCACAACCACAGCAUGAGUCACAGCCUGGGCCAGAACCAUCGACCUCAUGGUCCUGCCACCCACGGUCAACCCAAUGCUGGCCACAUGCAGCCCUACAACCCUAAAGCGCCGUACCUGUACAGUCCCCCGGCUCAUGCACACCUUCCUGCUUCCACCACACUUCCCCCAAACCCUGCCGGCAUGCAGGGUGUCCCUCAGGACUCCUGCCACUUGGCCACUGCCCCACACCCGCACCCUCGCCACAACACCUAUCCAGGCCCACACCAGCAAGCCAUGGCCGACGGACCAUACCAUCAAGCUCAGGGCAUGGGGGGAGGAGGAGGUAGCGGAUACCAAAUCUACCACCAUCCUCAUCACCCCUAUCCUCAUGAGCGGUUGCCGGCAGACCUGGACGUGGACGUCUUCCACGGCAGCCUGGACUGUGACGUAGAGUCCAUCCUCCUCCAUGACAUCAUGGACUCAGGGGAGGAGAUGGACUUUAAUUUUGACUGCUCCCUGGCGCAGGGCAUGGGCAUUGGAAUGGGCAUGGGUAUGGGUGUGAGCAUGGGACUCACUGGCCCACAGCAGAGCCACAGCAACCAGAACUGGGUGCCUGGCUGAGACCCAUCCUUACAAAAUGCCAUGAACAAUCUCAAUGACCAAACUUCCUACAGGCCUCCCUGAUACAUAGAGGGGAGAUGCACUGUGCUUGAUUCACACAUUCCUCAACUAAAGGACAAAAAAAAUCCAGAAGAUAAUCUUUACUUUCAGUUUCAGUUCCUGUCUUACUCUGCCUGCUCAUCUCCCUUUGUGCUGUUCUGAAAUGUGCGUUCUCCUCUCAUCCAGUACACAUCUGUUAGACUCCGCUUAACGUCAACCCACUAUGCUCUCGCUGACAGAACCGUGAUGACAAUCUCGACUGUGUUGCCCAACAAUGCCUUCUUCUCCAGUCAAAACUAAACUCUUGAGCACUUUAACUGCGUAAAACAAAUCCGUAUCUCACUUUCACAAUGGGGAGCUGGCUCCCGGGUGGCAGGAGCUGUAGCUGGCAUGUUGUUGUUGCUGCACAAGUGGGAAAAUCUCACACCCAUGGGGGUCCUGUACUUAGAAAAAAAAGAUGAAACAGAUUUAUCUGCUCAGAGAAAAGUUUUAGAGGCACUUCGGUUUGCUUAUUGGGGUGACUGAAUAACCUCUAUAACUUUAUUUCUAUUACGCAAACAUGCAUUGCUGGAGAGUUGAGCAUUUGCCCUGUUGGGUUGACCUUUGUGUAACUGGAAUUUUGUUUUAAUUGUGAGAUUUAUUUUAUUUAGUUAAUUGUUUACCAUUAGUUAUUAGAGAAUCAAUAUCAUUUGGCAGCUCAGCAAACUAGUUUACAGUAAUUUCACUAUUCUAUUUAGCGCGACCUUUUGAAUUGGGGUGCUUUAACAGCUUUUUCUCUGGUCCACAUUUAAGGAGAUGUUUUCAAAAAAUAAAAUCCCCAAGUGCACCAAAAUGUAUCACAACAGACCACAUAAAUCCCCCACUGUCUGGAUCAGGAGCAAGAAAGUAAAUACAAGAAGAAGAUCCUGUGUUCUGGACUAGUGCAGAUAUCUGCGCAAUUUAGCUUGGUGAAAUUGCACAUAUGGCAUUCGUUCAUAGCUGUAGUAAUUAUCUGGUUAAUAUACCCGGUUAAACUGCACCUGAACAGCUGUUUAUCUCAAACUUGUGGAGUACAGUGUACGGAUGGGUCAGAACGAGGUCAGAUCACAUUCUCACCACAAACAAACCGCUCUUCAGUUAAUUUUGAACUGGCCCGACAUCCCUUCUUCUUACAAGUCUCAGUGUAGUUGUCUUGGUCUGCAGCCAAGUGCAGUUAAUAUAUUAACAAAAUGAACCAGAAUCCGUUUUUAACUGGUCUAAAAAGGUCAAACACUUAAAGAUUACUUUGAAGAGGUUCUUUAUAUAUCUAAACUUUGUUUUGAGUAUUCAAAACAAAACUUUAAUGGCUGCCCAUAUUAUGUGCCCAUAUUUUGGUGAGAAAUGUAAAUAGCCUAUAGUUUAACAUAACAUCAUGUUUUAACAGGCUUAUUUAUGCUAGGCCAAGCUGGUCCAAAACUGGACAACCGUGGACAUCUUACGUAAGUUAGUGCCGACCAGGUUUAGACAUGUCCACUUCUAUUG